CCUCCCCUUUCCUCUCUUUUCGGAGUUUGAGUGGCCACCAGCCAGCUUUUGAUUUAAGGAUCGUUUGUCUUUCCUGGGAUGUGAAAAAAGGGUCGUGGCUGAUCUACAACUAGUUCGUUUGAGGCGGUUAUUUUGGGCAACUCUGUGUGCAGAGGCACCUCAAAUAGAGAGAGGGAGCGAAAGAGAGCGCACGGCGCACAGACCAGAGGCAGGGAGGAGAGAGAGAAAGGCGCACAGAUUUCAGUGGAACUCCGCUGGUUCCCCCGCACACUGGAUGCGCGCAACAGAUCUGUAUGACAACGGAGAACAGACAGAAACACAUUCGGAUGGUUUUAUGGAAAUUAGAGCAACUUAAGCAAGCUUACAUUUAAUAAUCGGGUGUUUUUCCCCUUGCCCAGUGGAGAAAGCAAUGCAGCUACUGAAUCAGCGAGCUCAGCAUUUAAUAAGUUGAAACUGGAACAGAUCUCCACUGCAUUUUGCAGUUAUUUUUUGGACUUAUUUCGGAGUUCAACAAAAUACAAAGGAGACCAAAAUGAAGGGACUCUUUCUAACAAGAAUGUGGAAAGUUCUGGCGGUUUUGGCACUGGCGACGCAGCACAUCACUGGCAAGACACUGAAAUAUCAGAUUUAUGAGGAGCAGAAGGUUGGCACUGUCAUUGCCCGCUUGAAAGAAGACGUCGCGGAUGUUCUGGCUAAACUUCCAAGCUCGGUGCCGCUCCGCUUUAGAGCUAUGCAACGAGGAAGCUCGUCUUUCUUCAAUGUGCGCGAGCAGGACGGAGAAAUCAGCAUCAAGACCAAAAUUGAUCGCGAGAAACUCUGCGAAAAGAAUCUGAAUUGUUCCAUUCAGUUCGAUGUGCUAACACUCCCCACUGAGCACCUCCAGCUGUUUCUCAUCGAGGUGGAGGUGUUUGACAUUAACGACAACGCACCUCAGUUCGCUCGCGUCGUCAUCCCAAUUGAGAUCUCCGAGAGCGCGGCCGUGGGAGCGCGCAUUCCCCUGGACAGCGCCACAGACCCCGAUGUCGGGGAGAAUUCACUGUACUCAUAUGCCUUAGAACCAAACAACUUCUUUAAGCUCGACAUUCAGUCUAGGACUGAUGGGGUUAAAUAUGCUGAGCUGGUGGUGCUCAGGGAGCUCGAUCGGGAGGAGCGCUCUGGUUACGAACUUCAAUACACGGCCUCUGACAGGGGCGUUCCCCCGAGAACGGGUUCGACCCUCCUUAAAAUCAGUGUUACUGACUCAAACGAUAACAGUCCAGUUUUUGAAAAGUCGUCAUAUGUCAUCAAUCUCCCAGAAAAUUCACCUGUUGGCACUCUGCUCAUUGACUUAAACGCAACGGACGCGGAUGAGGGCACAAACGCCAAAAUAGUCUACUCAUUUAGCAGUCAUGUCUCUCCGAAAAUAAUGGAGACAUUCAAAAUUAACCCCGACAGCGGUCACCUGACUCUCAUCAGGCGCGUGGAUCACGAGACUGCUAAUUCUUAUGAUAUCGAUGUGCAAGCACAGGACAUGGGUCCAAACUCCAUGCCCGCUCACUGCAAGAUCCUGGUCAAAGUGGUAGACGUCAACGACAACAAACCUGACAUCAGCAUCACUCUCAUGUCUUCUCAGGGGAAUGGAGAUGCAGCUUAUGUAUCUGAAGCUUCACCUUUGGACACAUUUGUUGCUUUGGUCAGGGUAGAGGACUUGGACUCUGGACUGAAUGGAGAGGUGGAGUGCAAGCUUCAUGGUCAAGGCUAUUUCAAAUUGCAGAAAACAUAUGAGAACAACUACAUGAUUUUGACCAAUGUGUCUCUAGACAGAGAGAAGAGGUCAGAGUUCAGCCUGACUGUGGUGGCAGAGGAUCGAGGGACUCCAAGUCUUUCUACUGUCAAACAUUUCACUGUGCAUGUAACUGAUGAAAAUGACAACCCACCACGUUUUGAGAAGGGGCAAUAUGAGAUCUUUAAAUCAGAGAACAAUGCCCCUGGAGCAUAUCUGACGUCCAUCUCGGCCACUGACCCUGACCUGGAUUCUAAUGGGCAGGUGAGCUACUCCAUCUUGGAGAACUCUGUUCACGGCAGUUCUAUCUCCACCUAUGUCACCAUUGACCCCUCUAAUGGCGCUAUCUAUGCACUGCGCACAUUUGAUCGAGAGGAUGUUAGCCGUAUAGCCUUUAUUGUGCAAGCAAAGGAUGCAGGAAAACCAGCACUGCUCAGCAAUGCCACAGUUAUUCUGAACAUUCUGGAUGAAAAUGACAACCCUCCAGUCAUUGUGGUCCCUCAGCUGUGGAACUUCACUGCAGAUGUGCCUGCUUCAAAGUUUACAGAGGCUGGACACUUAAUAACUGUGGUUAGGGCAACUGAUAGAGAUACAGGAGUCAAUGCUGAGCUCAUUUGCUCUAUAGUCAGUGGCAACGAAGAAGGAUUCUUCUUCAUUGAGCCAAGAACAUGUGAGAUCCAUGCCAACGCUAGUUUGGAGAACUUCCCCCAUGACCAUGCAGAGCUGACUGUUGUGGUCAGAGAUCAAGGAAGUGAGAGUCUCAGUGCUAAGGCCGUUCUGAAAAUCACUCUCCAUGAGACCAUUGAGAACCACGGGUCAGUAACAGACCAAGGAGAGACCUCACUUGAUGUAUCUCUGAUUAUCAUCAUCUCCUUGGGAGCCAUCUGCGUCGCACUCAUGUUUAUCAUGGUGGUGUUUGCUUCUCGCUGUAACCGGGAGAAAAAGGACACCAGGCACUCCUAUAACUGCCGGGUAGCAGAAUCCACCCACCAGCACCACCCAAAGAAGCCCUCACGCCAAAUCCACAAAGGUGAUAUAACCUUGGUCCCCACAGUGAAUGGCACUCUCCCAAUCAGAGCCCACCACCGCUCCCCUUCAGCCACACCUCCCAUGGAACGAGCCCAGAUAGGGAGCAGGCAGAACCACCACAGUCGCCAAUCCUUGAACAGCCUAGUGACCAUUUCGUCCAAUCAUAUUCCAGAGAGCUUUGCCCUGGAACUGGCACACACAACUCCACCAGUUGAGCAAGUCUCACAGCUUCUGUCCAUGCUCCAUCAGGGCCAGUACCAGCCCAGACCCAGUUUCCGUGGCAACAAAUACUCCCGCAGCUACAGGUAUGCGUUACAAGACAUGGACAAGUUCAGCCUGAAGGACAGUGGCCGUGGGGACAGCGAGGCGGGGGACAGUGAUUGUGACAUGGGGCGGGAAUCCCCCGUGGACAGACUGCUGCUGGGGGAGGGCUUUUCUGACCUGAUGCACCUUGAAAUGCACCAUCGACUCCACCCAGCUAUGAGACUGUGCACGGAUGAAUGUCGUGUCCUGGGACACUCUGACCAGUGCUGGAUGCCUCCCCUCUCCUCCCCCGCUUCCUCUGCUGACUACCGCAACAACAUGUACAUCCCUGGGGAGGAGUCCUCCCAGCAGCCUCCACUCGAUGAUGACCAGUCCUCCGUUGACUCGGAGCGCCGCAAGAGCUUCUCUACUUUUGGCAAAGAAUCUGGGAAUGAAGAGGAAGGAGCUGGAGGUGUUGUCUCUGGAGCAGGAGGUGAUGUGUGUGCAGCUGGAGGAGGGGCUGGCUCCCUCCUCACAGAGAUGAACUCUGUGUUUCAGCGACUCCUACCCCCUAAUAUGGACUCCUAUGCCGAAUGCACUGAAACAAGCCCAACCUCAUCGUCAUCAACCACUGAGAGAGGAAAUGGACGAAGUGGCAACAUUGUUGGUAACCACAGUAACAACGCUGUUCCCCAGGACAACCGGAGAGGGUUGCUGCCGGGUGGUAAAGGUCCCAGCUACCCCCCAGGGGUGGCUGCAUGGGCAGCCAGUACUCACUAUCUAAACCCAGGAAGUGGGUCUGGAAAUGGGACUAACCAUGUUUCCUCCUCCUCUUCUUCUUCUACUUCUUCCUCAUCCUCAUCCUCACCCUCAACUUCGACUCCCACUUCCACCAGUGGCCAGCCUCCACACUUAAAGUGGCUACCAGCAAUGGAGGAAAUUCCAGAGAAUUAUGAGGAAGAUGACUUUGAUGGUGUUUUCCAUCAGGGUCACCAGAGUGGCAAGCGUAGCGAGAACCGCCACGAGGCUGGCAUGGAUGCAAGUGAGCUGGUCCAAGAGAUCAACAAACUGCUGCAGGAUGUCAGGCAAAACUAGAGAAAAAGAAAAGGCAUAGCAUUGUUUCACUGUGUGAUAUGAAGAAAUAUUUCACCACAUUAUGGUAAAUGCUUGUUCCUUGUGCCAACAUUAAAAAGAAGAAAAAAAAAAACGUUCACAUUCACUGUAAUGCUCGUCUUGUUUAUUUUAACAGAUUUUCUCCUUACCUUUCAGUGCUGAGAGAAAGGUAAAAAAACAGCACUGAAGUUGUGAUCUGGGUGACUUAAAAGCAUCAAAGCGAGCACUGAAAGAACAGAUUGCUCAAAGUUGCUUGAAUGAGUGAUUUCAAAAGGAAAUCCACCGACAAAAACUGUACCCUUUCUUCAUUUGUAAUGUUUACAGCAGCGUGAAGAGACUCCACAGGGAGAAAGCAACAGUUGUGUGAUCUAAUUUCUGCUCUUACAGUGUACAAUAUUGUACAGUGUCUGUGCAAAACGGCAAAACCAACUUGAAUAUUGUGCUAUGUCUCCUGUUUUGUUAUUAUGGAAUGUAACUGUACAAUUUGAUCUUUGUAUUUUAAAAAUACUCUUUUUUACUUCUAUAUAUUUAUAUGUGUCCAUGUAUGUUUGUACAGAAAAAGAAAACAAAAUGUCUAUUUUUUAUAUUUGUCACUGCAUGUCUUGAUAUCACUCAAUGUGUCUCUUUUCCUCUGCCCUGUUUAUUUUCUAAACAACUGUAUUUAAUUUUGUUAUUGAAUGUGUGUGUGCAUAUUGAAAAUAGUCACAUUCCAAUGCAGUUCCAUGUUGGAAGUGAGUUUUGUAUGGUAACAUUGUGACCAGUGGACGAUAAAUAAAGUGGAGGGAUUCAUAAAA
Molecule: messenger RNA, 4941 nt
Organism: Oreochromis niloticus (Nile tilapia)
Lineage: Eukaryota; Metazoa; Chordata; Actinopteri; Cichliformes; Cichlidae
Gene: pcdh18a
Product: protocadherin 18a
Exons: 4
Coding region: 533-4129 (1198 amino acids)
Biological process (GO): homophilic cell-cell adhesion
Cellular component (GO): plasma membrane
Molecular function (GO): calcium ion binding
Source: RefSeq, a predicted model, not a curated record